GUGGGUGUUUUAGGUAUUUAUUCAGUUUAGUUUGUGUUUCCUAUUUUUCUAUAACUCACUUUGUGUGAUUCAAAUGUUUUCAGUGUAACAGAGUUUUUGCAUUUUAGGUGUUUUUGAUCAGAAGAGCUUCUGGAAUGUGUCUUACCCCACCCAGACUAUCUGUGCUCUGAUUGGCUCAUCAGUGGACAUCCAUGGUUACUACACCUUUCCUGGUCAGCUGCCUGACCCUCAGCCUGCAUGGUACAUCAGACUCCAUAGACAGGACAAAGAGCUGAGUCCUGCAGACGGCCGAGUGGAGUUUUUCAGUGACAGAGUUAAUAUGAACACAUUGAGACUGAAACAUCUCAGAGAGAGUGACUCAGCAGAAUAUCUCCUCCGAUUUAAAGCCCCCUACUGGAAUCACACACACAGCUCUGCUGGGGUCUCUCUUUCUGUCACAGGCCUGCAGGUGAAAGUGGGACCUAUUGCAGUCACAGUGACAGAGGAAAAAACAGUAACACUGAUGUGUAGCAGCACCUGCACUCUGCCGAACAACCCCACAUAUAUCUGGUACAAGAACGGACAGCCAGUGAUUCAUUGCAAAUCUGCCUCCUGCUCUGUAGCUGUGGUCAGUGGUGCGGUCAGCUACAGCUGUGCUGUUGAAGGUCAUGAGAGAUUCGUCUCUCCUCCAGUGUACUCUCCUAGAAGCACCAUUGCAGUGAUAGUUUCCUCUGGAGAGAGAGUGGAGGGAGAUUCAGUGACUCUGAGCUGCAGCAGUGAUGCAAACCCUCCUGUUCUCACCUACUCCUGGUUUAAGAAGAGAGCAGCUGCAGACGCACCACUGACAAUAGGCCAGAAUUACACCAUCACCAACAUCAGCUCCCAGCACAGUGGACUCUACUACUGCACCGCUCACAACCAGCUAGGACAGCACAGCUCAACACCCACCAGUCUGAAUGUUUUACCGAUAUGCCGCUGCUGUGUAUGAUAAUGUGUCAGCUCAGCCGUUUCAGCCUGCAAACAGAGAAGAUGAUCAGGACGACAUUCACUACUCCAGUGUUUACUUCACACCCUCUCACUCACAGGA
Molecule: messenger RNA, 1066 nt
Organism: Colossoma macropomum (tambaqui)
Lineage: Eukaryota; Metazoa; Chordata; Actinopteri; Characiformes; Serrasalmidae
Product: B-cell receptor CD22-like
Exons: 4
Coding region: 320-967 (215 amino acids)
Source: RefSeq, a predicted model, not a curated record